UAUUUUGAAGGGUGUGAACCCGGAAAAGGUGUCUAAUCAGAAACAUGGCGGUGCCUGGCAACAACAGAUCAGGCUGCUGGGGCGGUCCAGAUGUUUAUAAACACCACGAACAGAGGAAGAUAUGCAUCUCUAGACCUAAAUAUAGAGAGGGGAGGAAAUCGAAAGCUGUUAAGGUGUACACCAUCAAUCUAGAGUCCCGUUACCUGAUGGUGCAAGGGGUGCCAGCCAUCGGAGUGAUGACAGAGCUGGUCCAGCUGUGUGCCCUGUACGGAGCUGUGGAGGAGUACAGGCCGCUGGACGAGUACCCUGCUGAGGAGUUCACUGAGGUCUACCUGGUCAAGUUCCAGAAACUCACCAGCGCCAGAGCAGCCAAACGACACAUGGAUGAGAAGGGUUUUUACGGUGGUGUGCUGCAUGUGUGCUACGUCCCAGAAUAUGAGACGGUAGAAGACACCAGGCUGAAGCUGCAGGACAGGAGGAGAUAUAUAGUCAGGACUGUUCAGAAUAUAGCAAGAGAAAGAGAAAGAGAACAGAAGGAGGCUGCAAACGAGGAACCCACAUCAUCAGACAAAGCCACCACAUCAGAGAGGGUCACCACCAGACAUGAUAAAACCUCUGACAAUGAUAAUAAACGGAACACUUCAAACAUCAGCCAUUAUUCAGGCUUUCCUCUACUGCCAUUACCUCCCCAAGAAUAUCAUUACUACAGCAGGCAUAAAAAUCAGCAUGGGACUAUACCAACUGAGGACAAAAUGGGGACAUUACAUAAUGCCAUCAUUGACACAAAACAGCAGCAAGCACAGAGUUCGAGCUCCAGCCAAACCUCUUCAGGCGGAGACCGAGGCACAGAACACAGACUGACCUCAAAUCAGUCCUCUGCAGCUGCCAGAUUUGUCCCUAGGACCACACACUUGGAGAACAGGAAACGCAAGAAGGAAGAUGCUGCAGAGCCCUCAAUGACUGAUGUUACUAGAAACAAUGAGCCACUUAUUGGGCCAAAGCUGCCAGAACCUCCUAAACUGGACAUGGAGGAUGCGUCUCUGAACACAACUGUAAACCUGAUCAGGAACACAAUGAAAAAGGUGGAAUCCGUUCCUGACCUCAAACCAGUGGAGAAAAAGAUGAAACCACGUCGUCGGAUUUGAUUAAGCGAGCUGUCUCGAUGCUGGAAUUUAUGCAGAGAUUACUACUACUACUUUAGAAAAUGACCAUUAGUUCCUCUUGCCAGUUUGUUUUAUUUACAAAUGUUGCACCACAAUGCAAGCAGCUACUAACAUUUGUAUUAAAGACUAUAUUUCUGGAAAUUAA
Messenger RNA from Sebastes umbrosus (honeycomb rockfish), 1308 nucleotides. RefSeq names its product RNA binding motif protein 48 (gene rbm48). The transcript has 5 exons. The coding region runs from base 45 to 1145 and encodes 366 amino acids. Gene Ontology annotation, cellular component: nucleoplasm. NCBI's taxonomy places the organism in Eukaryota, Metazoa, Chordata, Actinopteri, Perciformes, Sebastidae. Gene Ontology annotation, molecular function: nucleic acid binding. The record is from RefSeq and is a predicted model, not a curated record.